This is a messenger RNA of Folsomia candida, 1524 nucleotides long. RefSeq names its product piggyBac transposable element-derived protein 4. The coding region runs from base 1 to 1524 and encodes 507 amino acids. NCBI's taxonomy places the organism in Eukaryota, Metazoa, Arthropoda, Collembola, Entomobryomorpha, Isotomidae. The record is from RefSeq and is a predicted model, not a curated record. The transcript has 3 exons.
AUGUCCCAAAUUAUUUUCACACAAUCUGAAGAGAUUGUGGAUGAACACCCUCAAUUGCAUACUCCUUCAUGGGUCGAAGAAACUUAUUUGGAGACACAAUAUGAGAUGGGCGAGGAAAAUAUCGACGACGAAGCCAUUUUGGAGUUCGAAGCGGAUGGAAUUGAAUGGGAUGGCGAUCACGAAUAUUUCUUCCCAGAGGCGGAAGACUUUCAAGAGAGCGUCUUUGUGCGAGACCCGGAGGUCAACGAUGCAUCAUCGCCAUAUUUUAUACUUCGUAGAUUUUUAACAGAAGAAAUAAUUCAAGAAAUAAUUUAUCAAACCAACCUCUAUGCCAGGCAGACAAAUAUUCCCAAGUGGACAAAUUUAUCAGUUCAGGAGUUCUGGGUUUUUUUCGCACUUAAUAUUCUAAUGGGAGUCGUUCGAAAACCAACGCUUCAGGAUUAUUGGAGCACUAACUCGUUGAUUGCAACGUAUUCGUUUGGCGACUCCAUGAGUAGAGAUAGGUUUUUACAAAUUCUGCGUGCCCUUCAUUUUGUGAAUCUGGAAGACCCUGAAUUGAAUCAGACAGACAGGUUUCACAAGCUUGGAUCAAUUUUGUCAAGAAUUUUGGCCAAUUUUAAGAAUUUUGUGAAUCCUGGAGAAUUUUUAACACUGGAUGAAGAGUUGAUGCCAUACAAAGGAAGUCUGAGCAUCCGGCAGUACAAUUCAAAGAAAAGAGGGAGGUUUGGCAUCGAAUCAUUUUUUCUCAUGGAUUCACAACAUCGCUAUGUAUUGGACAUUAUUCCAUAUCAAGGGAAGGCCACUACAAUUCAUGAUCGGUCUUGGAUUACAAAAUAUGGCUUUGGAGGUGCCAUCGCUCUGACUUUCUUACAAAAAGCAUACUUUGGAAAAAAUCAUCGCCUUAUCCUUGACAAUUAUUUUCAGUCCCCUACUUUGGCAAAAGUUUUAGUUAGGAAGCGUGUAUUCGUAUUAGGCACUGUCCGGAGGACUAGAAAAUUCAUGCCAAAAUUUAAUGAUCCCGUAACAAAAAAGCCAACAACUUUAAAAUCUGGAGAAAUCGAAACAUUCUCGGAUGGGGAUCUCUUACUCGAAAGGUGGGGAGAUCGAAGAGAGGUUAUGAUGUUAAAUACUUUCAUAGAACAUCGAAUGGAAGAAUGUCAAAGAAACCCUGCAAACCAAAGGUUCAAGCCAGCAAGUGUCCUUGUGUAUAAUAAAACGAUGGGAUCUGUGGAUAAUAUGGACGCCAUCAUUCGACCAUAUCAGACUCUGAGGAAGACAAAGAAAUGGUAUCGUAAAUACGCAUUUCAUCUUCUCGAUAUUUGCAUCUACAACUCUUUUGUAAUUGCUGGCCACUUCAAUUCUCAAAUAACGAAAAACGGUUACAAGGCAUAUCUUCUCAGUUUAGUGAACAGUAUGCUUGAUGAGAAUCAACUUGAACGAAGUACCAAAGGACGUCGUCCCAAGUGCCCCAACGCUCAAAAAAGCCAAAUCGAGUCCACAUUAUCCUCAAACUCUUCAAGAUGA